ACUGGCCCAAGUCAUUAAACAACUUGGCUUUUCUCUAAUAAAGCCCCUCCCUCUCCGAUUAACCUCUAAAAUAAAACCGGAGGGAGAAAAACCAAAAAAAAAAAAAAAAAAAUCAAAAAUACACAAAACAAAAACACUAGAUUUUUUUUUAUAAAAAAAUGAUUGGAAAGGUAGUUGUCUCGGUGGCCUCCAUCCUCUUGGUGGUGGGAGUAGUCAUAGGAGUGGUUGCAUUCGUUAACAAAAACGGGGACAGUAAUCUGUCUCCGCAGAUGAAAGCGGUCCAAGGAAUUUGCCAGGCUACUUCCGACAAAGCGUCAUGUGUCAAAACUCUCGAGCCGGUCAAGAGCGAUGAUCCAAACAAGCUGAUCAAGGCCUUCAUGCUCGCUACCCAAGAUGCUAUAGCCCAAUCGUCAAACUUCACGGGUAAAACCGAAGGAAACAUGGGUUCUAGCAUCUCCCCCAACAACAAAGCCGUUCUUGAUUACUGCAAGAGAGUUUUCAUGUACGCGCUUGAGGACCUCGGUACCAUCGUUGAGGAAAUGGGUGAGGAUCUUAACCAGCUUGGGAGCAAGAUCGACCAGCUUAAACAAUGGUUAACCGGUGUCUACAACUACCAAACCGAUUGUCUUGACGAUAUCGAAGAAGACGAUUUAAGAAAGACGAUUGCAGAAGGCAUUGCAAGCUCCAAGAUUCUCACCAGCAACGCUAUCGACAUCUUCCACACCGUCGUCAGCGCGAUGGCCAAGAUUAACGGCAAGGUCGAAGACUUCAAGAACAUGACAAGCGGAAUCUUCGCUCCUUCCGACAAGGGAGCAGCUAAAGGAGCAGUUCCUGCCGUUGAUGAAUCUCCCGUGGCCGACCCAGAUGGUCCUGCUCGUCGUCUUCUUGAAGACAUUGACGAGACCGGUGUCCCAACAUGGGUUUCUGGUGCUGACAGGAAGCUGAUGGCUAAUGUUGGACGUGGCGGAGGCGGCGGCGGCGGUGCUAGAAUCAGAGCAACCUUUGUUGUUGCCAAGGACGGAAGCGGACAGUUUAAGUCCGUCCAAGCAGCCGUUAACGCUUGCCCCGAGAAAAACCCAGGGCGAUGCAUCAUCCACAUCAAGGCUGGUCUCUACAGAGAGCAAGUUAUUAUCCCGAAGAAGAAGAACAACAUCUUCAUGUUCGGAGACGGUGCAAGAAAGACCGUUAUUACUUACAACAGAAGUGUUAAACUCAGCCCUGGAACCACCACUUCUCUCAGUGGAACAGUCCAGGUUGAAUCUGAAGGAUUCAUGGCUAAAUGGAUCGGAUUCAAGAACACAGCCGGGCCAAUGGGACACCAAGCCGUGGCAAUCCGAGUCAACGGAGACCGUGCCGUGAUCUUCAACUGCAGAUUCGACGGUUACCAAGACACUCUAUACGUCAACAACGGUCGCCAAUUCUACAGGAACUGCGUCGUCUCAGGAACAGUCGAUUUCAUCUUCGGCAAAUCCGCGACAGUUAUCCAAAACUCACUCAUCGUCGUCCGUAAAGGAAACAAGGGACAAUUCAACACCAUCACAGCCGACGGAAACGAAAAGGGCUUAGCCAUGAAAAUCGGUAUCGUCCUCCAGAACUGCCGCAUCGUUCCCGACAAGAAGCUAGCCGCGGAGAGGCUAACCGUUGAGUCAUACUUGGGAAGGCCGUGGAAGCAAUACGCGACCACCGUGAUCAUCAACACCGAGAUCGGAGAUGUGAUCAGACCAGAAGGCUGGAGGAUUUGGGAUGGGGAGAGUUUCCACAAGACAUGUAGGUACAUUGAGUACAACAACCGUGGACCAGGAGCCAUCACUAACAGGAGGGCUAACUGGGUUAAGAUCGCUAGGUCUGCCGCUGAUGUUAACGCCUUCACCGUGGCUAACUGGUUAGGUCCGGUUAACUGGAUCCAAGAAGCUAACGUGCCUGUCACGCUUGGAUUAUAAAACGUUUACAUAAAAUAAAAUAAAAAGACUAUAGUACGUGUUCAUGUAAAAGGUGAAAACAUACAACGUUCGUUUUCGGUAGGAUGGUAAUAUGCGCGGGGGAUGAAGUUGUAAGAUUUGCUUUUUGUUUGUCUCACGUAUGAAAGAUGAGGAAAAAAAAAUUAAAAAUUUAUUGUUGUUUGAUUUUUGUUAUUAUUAUAUAUUUCGAAUUGUGUUGUACCAUCUACGUCUAAUAAUUUUUCAUAUAUGUAAGUUUCUGAUUAUUAAAGUUUUUUUUUUUUCUGUAACUUUUCUAAUUUCUUUUUAUAAAGUUAGAGGACCCAUAUAUAUAUAUAUAUUGCUAGCCCAAUAAGAGGGAGAGCCCAAACA
This is a messenger RNA of Thlaspi arvense, 2309 nucleotides long. The record is from the annotation of a GenBank genome assembly. Lineage: Eukaryota; Viridiplantae; Streptophyta; Magnoliopsida; Brassicales; Brassicaceae.